AUGAUGGACCCCUUGCGCUUGGGACUACUCGGCCUAGCCGUCGAGCUCAUUAUUCACAUACUCAAAGAGCUUGAUUUCAAAGAUAUAGUCUCAUUACGAAGGGUAUGCAACGAUCUCAAGUGUACGGUCGACGAGUCAAUUGCCCUGCAAUACGAAAUCGAACUGGCAGUGGCAGGCAUGGAGGACAAUCCUGGUUCCCGCCUGAACACCGCAGAACGCCUUUCUCGUCUCCGUAGAUAUACUCUCUCAUGGCAGGACAUGAAUUUCAAGACCACGGAGACACUACCUGCAAUGUCUUGGACCUUGAGCGUGCUUAGGGGUGGCAUACUUGGUCGCGUCGUCGAUGACUCGCAGCUGGUAUUCAACAGGCUGCCUGCCCAUGCUCGUGGCAUCGAUGCUCGCGAGUGGCGCCUUCCGAAUGCAGGCUUCGAUGUCAAAGCAAUGGCAGAUCCGUUGAGCCCAUGGCUCAGCCCCACUUGUGUGGUCCACGUUCGCACGCUUGCAACUGGAGAUCCGCAUCCUCUGGCUACGAAGUCUACAGUAUCUUUGCCUGACGUGGACUACUAUAACAUGCGGAGAGAGGCGCUUGUAGACAUUGAAGGACCACAGAUCCAUUUUGGCGUCCAGUUCUGGCAAGAGUUGCGUGAUCUCGGCGAAUUUAUUGUGCUCAAUUGGAAGACCUGUGUUACCUUGCUGAAUACGUGUUCCUCUCGGAGCGAUACGUCGCGAUGGCCGUCAUGCAUGGUCCUCGCGGGCACCUGGAAGUGUACGAUCUCUGGCAAACGCAAAGUGGCGCCGUCUUUUUGGAACGAGGAGAACUACCACUGCGCGUUUGCGUACAGUUUCGGAGAUCGGGACCCGGAAUGGAACGACACGUGUCUGGAAACAUAUCUGUGUCGUCCCUGGCGUGGUCAGGAUGGGCAUGACUCCGACGUCCCCUUCUACUCUGCGCCCCACAGUCAGGUCUUAGCUCUCUACGUCAAGGAUCACAGGUGGCCCAGGUGGCCUAUGUGCGCUGGGCCGUUGCUACACCUGGUACCAGUCUCUAGCUUGUUAUCACUGAUACCGCAGGCUCGGGGUGCGGUCGGUACCACUUGGCUCUGGGACCACUGGGGAGGGAGUUCUCUAUUGAUCGAAGGAGUACCUGCCAUUGACACUCUGCGGUCCACCUAUGGAAAUAAGUUGGUAUACAAUCUCGACCAGGAAGAGGACGGGGAGGGCACCGAAGGACCGCGGACGGUCGCAGUAAUAGAAUUUAAUCCUCCGUCAGCUCGGCGGGCUCUCGGGGACGUGACGGAUACUAGCUCAGGCCCGAGGAUGCACCGACAAUAUGUAGGACGUUUCCCGAACCUACCACCCCCAAGCUCUUUCUACGACAGGGUUGUCAUGAUAUACGAAGACGGCCUUGUUUUCCAGGACGUGCGUAUUCUCUUCGCUGGUUUCUGGUUUUUCAUUAUCGCGAUUAUCUCUCUGUACAUGUCACGGACGGCAGGUUACGUUCCCUUGGGCUUGAUAGUUAGGCUGAACGUUCUCGACGGCAAGGCGAUCCUGGCUGCAACGCGCGACGGGACUCCGGGUCGAUCUACGGGGGGGCAACGUCGUAUAGCCCACUGCCGGCCUCUGCUCGCACACCUCCUGGGAGAUGGGCGAGCAGCAGGUCUUGGUAUCACCAUUAUAUUUUGGAUCCAUACGCGCCUCUAG
Gloeophyllum trabeum ATCC 11539 is the source of this 1701-nucleotide messenger RNA. RefSeq lists its product as uncharacterized. Lineage: Eukaryota; Fungi; Basidiomycota; Agaricomycetes; Gloeophyllales; Gloeophyllaceae. Gene Ontology annotation, molecular function: protein binding. The record is from RefSeq and is a predicted model, not a curated record. The transcript has 7 exons. The coding region runs from base 1 to 1701 and encodes 566 amino acids.